GGCUUGUGGAGCGCUUGAAAAAUGGCGAACAAAUAAUAGUCGCAGAGGGUUACUUGUUUGCCUUUCAACGUCGUUGUUAUCUGAAGGCUGGAUCAUUUGUCCCUGAAGUAGUUCUGGAACACCCUGAUCUAGUUAAGCAACAGUACAGAGAGUUCAUCCGCGCCGGUAGUGAUGUCGUGCUAGCAUUUACGUACUAUGCUCAUCGCGUGAAAAUGCGAUUGAUUGGUCGAGAAGAGGACUUGGUUAAAGCGAACAGAACAGCAUUACGAUUAGCAAGAGAAGUAGCGGAUGAGACUGGUACACUUAUGGCAGGAAAUAUAUGUAACAGUACAGUAUUUGAUAAAGAUGAUUUAACGUCAAAAGAAUUAGUAAAAUCUCAGUUUAAGGAACAAAUAGAGUGGGCGAUGGAAUUCAAGGCGGAUUUUAUAGUAGCAGAAACUUUCAGCGAUUUUGAAGAAGCAAUGAUUGCCCUAGAAGCCAUAAAGAAUUAUGGAAGGGUACCGGCAGUCGUAACAAUGGCAUCACACCAAUUUAACAUCAAUGGCGAUGCUGCUACAAAAGACGGGUAUACUCUUCAGGAAUGCUGUAAACAGCUUGAAGAUGCUGGCGCUGCCGUCGUUGGCUUAAACUGUACACGUGGUCCCUUAACAAUGCUUCCAAUAAUGGAAAAGAUACGAAAGACCUGUAAAGGUCCGAUAGCAGCCCUUCCCGUGGCUUAUAGGACGACUACAGAGGAGCCAACUUUCCAAUCACUGACUGAUCCCUCAGACGGCUCAAGGAUUUUUCCUGAUGACCUCGAAUGUAAAAUGAGUUGCUGUAAAGAUUUCGUUAACUUUGGUGAGAAGUGUAAAGAGAUUGGUAUCCAGUACGUCGGAAUCUGCUGCGGCAACGAAUCCAAAUUCACCCGUAGCCUCGCUGAAUCCUUAGGACGUAAACCAGGGGCGUCACGCUACUCGACUGAUAUGUCUCAGCACUACACGUUUGGCAAUGAUCCUUCGUUUAAGAAAUGCUACACAGUUGAACUCAAAGCAGCGAUUUAAUUUGAGAUUCAUAUUAAGCCUACUAGAUAUUGUCCCAGUAAUGAAUAUCCGCUAAGGCAGUUGAUUUAUAUAGCCAUAAAAGUUCUUCAUUUUUGUUCAAUUACUUUAUUAAGUCCAAUGACUGUGAAACAAACCCGGGACCAGGGUCUAGGGAACCCCCAGGACUAAGAAUAUGUCAGUACAUAAUUCACUUUAUACAUUUUCGAAGUGUGAAAAACAAAAUUACUGAACUUGCAGUGUACUUAGAAACACACAAUCCUGACCUGAUUAUAGGUAACCAAUGGCUCGAUGAAUCCAUCUUUAGCUCAGAAAUGUUCCCAGCAAAUUAUUCUGUUAUUAGACAGAACGCCAAACUCCAAAGGUAGUAGUUACGGAGGUGUCCUUAUCUCUACUAGAAAGGGUAUUCCUGUCAUCCAUAAAUUAGGUUUAGAUACUGACGUGGAAAUUGUAUCAUAUGGCAACAGAUUGAUGUUUUCCGAGCCAAACCGCCUAGUGCAUACCUAAUUAGGCUUCGAGAUUCAAAAUGCGUGAGUAUAGUCAUGUUUGGAUUGCUGGGGACUUUAACAUGGAUGCAACUGAUUGGCCUAAUCAAGAUUUGGAUUCUGGUGUACCAUGUUCGUACCCGACUAUAUGUAAAGAAAUGAUAGAUAUUGUCAACAAGUUUGGACUGGAAGAGAUGGUCACAAAUCCCACUAGGAUCAACGGGAUACUGGAUCUGUUCUUUACUAAUAAACCAGAUAAAUAAGGGACACGAUGGUAAUUGUUGAGAUUAUAGUUGCUAGGAAAAUUCUUUUAUUUGAAAAAGAAAAGCUAUCAUAUAUACGAUUUGAUAAGUAGUGAUUGUUUUCGAAAAUAGAACGGAACUUUAAAUGAAAAGAAAAAUAGGACAAAUAACCUCUGGAACGAAUUCAAAGAGUAGAAAAUUCCCCUCACCUCCAAUUAUUAUUACGGUUAUAAUAUUGUGAAAUAAAUUGAUAUUGGUUGUACAGUAUAGGCUUUAAGCAUAAUCUGUAUCGUAUGUCCGUAUAAUGCACUGUAAAAAUAUGCAAACUGUCUAAAUAACAUUAUUUAAACUAUUAUUAACUAUUAUUAUUCUCUCAUAGUAGGUUCUUUCUUACAUGUUCGCAACUUUGUAUACAACUUUAUCAUAAUCCUAAGUUGUAAGGUUGUUGUAUUUAUAUCAUACAGCUUAGUAUUCUUAUUCUUAUUCUCUAAAUUUAUCUUAUCUAUAGAGUCUUGUAAGUUGCUUAAAAUCGCAACUGCAUUUUGUGUGCUUUUGCAUCAGCAAAUACGUUAAUAACAUGAUCAAAGUUAAUGCUUCAAUACUAAGAGUGUCAAAGCAGAUAGAUAUCUCUUGUCCCAUAGUGUCUCUGAGAAUGGCAGGAUGAGCUUUAGCUUGCUGAGUGAGCACUCACAACUAGCGAUUGAAAUACUGUACGGUAGCUGCUGUCAACAUGAUUUGAAUUGCUACUCGCAAGUUCGGAAAAACGUUCUCAUCACCGUACUGUACGAUAAACUGCGUUUGGGAUACUGGUGUUUGUUCUACUUUUCAACAGCAUCCUGCAAAUUAUUACUUCAUUAUAGGCCUACAGCUCCUUGCCAACUAAGCUGGUAUUUCCCACCUUUCGAAACCUACUGGCUUGGAAGUGUAUACUGAAAUACCCAAAAUUUCCGUGACAUGUGUAGUCAUUACAGAACAGGAUAAAAAAAAGGAGAGAAAUGGCCUUAAAAGAAAUCACAAUCUAUAAAAUUGCCAAUAAAAUUAACUACAUUCAGAUUCUUUAACUGGAAAAUAUUCAUGUCUGACGACAUACAUCAAUUUCGUAAUAUUUUUCUAAAAAGUGCAUAUUUUUUUUACUCGCUCUCCUAUUUCAGCGCCCCAAUCCCGGCGCCCGGAGCACGUGCCCAACCUUGUCCCCACCCCUAUCUACACCACUGUAAGUUCACUGAGCCUGAUAAUCAGAUGAUGAUAUUAUACGAAUAAAGAAACAUAAGAAUGUUAAAA
Anneissia japonica is the source of this 3045-nucleotide messenger RNA. RefSeq names its product betaine--homocysteine S-methyltransferase 1-like. The annotation marks the transcript as partial. The record is from RefSeq and is a predicted model, not a curated record. NCBI's taxonomy places the organism in Eukaryota, Metazoa, Echinodermata, Crinoidea, Comatulida, Comatulidae. The transcript has 6 exons. Gene Ontology annotation, molecular function: methyltransferase activity; zinc ion binding.